AUGCUGCCUCCCAUCGACGAAGCUGUCCUGCAGCAGAACCCCGACUUUGCGGCUCUGUACAAGACGCUGACCACGGCGGUGCUCAACGACGAUGGCUCGACAAAGGCAGAUCACUCUCGCAAGGAGAGGGAGGCCGUGCAAAAGGAACUCCAAUCACACCGCUUGAAGUCCGCAAAGCAGCACCUCCUCGCCCAGGCCCUAUCCUCCGCCACACCCCCGGACGCAGCAGCAGCGAAGCCGCCCACAGCCGGCCCGCGCCGCGGCCCCCGAGCCCAACUGCCGACACCUGCCGCAGCAACCACCCCGACCGCCGCCGACAUCUCCCCCGAGCUCCUCGAGCUGCUCAUCCUCCUCCCGCAACUCCUCGAAGAAGCCAACACGCUCCCCGCAGAGUCGACAGCGCUCCUGCUCUCCACGCCGCCCUUCUCCUCCCUCCCGGACCUCCUCCCGCAGCUCGCGCCCCUCGUCUCCUCCACCCUGCACUCGGCCGCCCUCUCCCUAGCCCGCAUCGCCAACCCGACCACAAACCCAUCCUAUCUCCACCGCUCCAUCCCGGCCCUCCCGUCGCACGCCGCCUCCCUGUCCGGCCCGGCGCUCGCGUCCGCAAAGUCAGACCUCACCACCUCGCGCCUCAAGACCGCCGCCGCGGCCGCAGACCUCCUCUCCGCGCAGACCAGCGUCCUGACGACGCUCCUGCGCUCCGUGGAGGCCAAGCACGGCACCGUCGCGCGCUCCCUCGAGCUCCGGGCCGAGGACGUCGCGCUCGCGGCGCAGAGGGCCGAGGUCCGCGCCGACACGGCGCUCUGGACGGCCCGGCGCGACGUGUACUCGCCCGCGGCGCGGUCGGCGCUGCGGGGCUACGCGGCGCACCUGCGCGACAGCACCCUGCGCAUGGAGGAGAGCCUGCGGACCCUCGAGGCGCAGCUCGGGGAGUACGGCGUCUCGGCCGGCGGUGAGGGGGAGAAGGGGCGACGCCGGGACGGUAGCGGCGGCGGCGGCGGCGGCGAGGGCAAGGAGCGGACCAUGCGCGAGAUGGCGAGGGUGUACCGGGAGAUGGGGAAGCAGUUGGAGGAGGUGAGGGGCGAUUUGGAGAGGCUUGGGAAGGCGUGA
Messenger RNA from Thyridium curvatum, 1110 nucleotides. RefSeq lists its product as uncharacterized. Bases 1 to 1110 code for a protein of 369 amino acids. The record is from RefSeq and is a predicted model, not a curated record. Lineage: Eukaryota; Fungi; Ascomycota; Sordariomycetes; Thyridiales; Thyridiaceae. The transcript is spliced from 2 exons.